AUGGCUGGCGCCGCGUGGGGGCUGGGCCUGCCGUGCAAGGGGCAGGACGCAGGCUUCGACUUCGCAGUGGCAUCUAAUUCGGCUCUGGCCCAUGGCCGCGGCGCCAGGAGGGGUCCUGGGCCAGCGGCCUGCACAGCCGAGGGAGUGCCCUGCACGCGCGGCCCUGGCGAACAGAGGCGCAGCUUGCUGAGCGAUCCGUCGAGUCGGCUGCACGGCGCCUCGCGGCAAAACGUGCAGGUCGUCAUCUUCGACGCUCUGGCCAACUACGCGCUCGGCCAGGCGGCGUGCGCUGGCUCGGGUUCGCGUUGCGUCGGCGUCUUCUUAGAUCGGCGGUCCCCGCGGGGCAUCCGCGUGCUCGAGGGGGUGGACAUGCCCUGUAUCCCCGAAGAUCGUCCCUUGGCCUGGUGCGCGCUAGAGGGCAUCCGCUGCGAGGAGGACUGCUGGACGGAGUCCGCUAGACUUGUGCACCUGCUGGCGCCGAGGAAAGCGUCGGCUACAGGCCCAGGCAGUUCGCGGCAGCGGCAGAGGCUCAGCUGCCCGCCGCUGCUGGUUUACGCGAAAGAGGCGUUGCUCCGGCGAUGGGCUGCGGACAAGAAGAAGAAGAGGCGUGUCGUGAAGUUUGUCGUUCCCGUCGCCUUCGUCGCGGACGACGACUGGGUGGAUGGCGAGAAUAGUCUUUCGGGCAUGACACGGCUGCAGGGGAACCCCGUGAGCGAGGCGGCGGUCCAGAUCGAGCGCUGGGUAGAAGACAGCUUCGACACGUCCAAGGAGCAUGAGUUCUACCGCAACGGCGGCAGGCUCGAGCGUGACCUCGCCGAGUUCGCCGACCUCAGCCCCGCGGAUGCCGAGCAGCUGCUGCGGUUCUUCCCGGCCUCCAGCAUCCCCUGGAGGAAGGCGAUGCUCUUCGAGCCCGCGGAGCAGGGGUCAGACGGCCCUGGCCAGGGCGACGCGCUGCGGGUGGUGCUGACGGAAGCGGCGCGCACUGCCUUUGCCGCCUGGAAGUUCGGCUCGCGGCGGUCUGCGCCGAGCACCAGCAGCGCUGGCCGUGGCGCUGGCGUGCGCAGGAGCUGGGUGCGGGGGCCAUGCUCGGGGGCCCCGGCGCGUGCGCCUCCGCACGUGGGCCCUUCGGGCCAUCGCGGCAAAGAUCCGCGGACGACUUGCGUGCACUGUUCCGAGUUGGUGUCUCCCGAGGGUACCCAUACCGCAACCCUUGCCUCGUGUUCCCCUUGUCAGGGUUCCUGGGAGGGUGUCGUCGCCGCCGCUGGAUUCGCC
Molecule: messenger RNA, 1272 nt
Organism: Prorocentrum cordatum
Lineage: Eukaryota; Dinophyceae; Prorocentrales; Prorocentraceae
Source: the annotation of a GenBank genome assembly